GUGCAUGCAUUUCAUAUAUCCCGAGAAUCCAAGCACCAGCAAUAGUAAUCGGACCUUGAAAGUGCUAACAGGUCAUCUGGACUCAUCCUUUCAAGCUCAUUUUGCCUCCAUGAAGCAAAAUUAUUUCGAUGAGGAAACAACAAGAGUUGCAUAUACUGAUUGAGUAAUUAUGGAAGUUACCCAAGAUAUGCUUUUGCUAGGUACUUGAGUGAGUUGCUGAGCUUGCUGGUUUUCAUUAAUGGAGGAUAUUUUGCUGUAUCUCUGCGCCAAAAAUCAAAGAAUUUGAGUAGAUGGCUGAGCUAAAGCUUGUUAUGGAUGGAUUGGACUCGAUUGAGCUAGGUGGUCACUAUGUGCCACACAAGGACAUAUUCAUCGUAACGUCCCCAAGGAGUCCCUUGAGCGGUGCGCACAGUCCUGAAAGUGAUUCUAUUGGGCUAGUCUUGGAUGGAGUUGUUAAGAACUCUAUAGAGCAGCUCUAUAGCAAUGUCUGUGACAUACAGAGCUCGGACCAGUCGCCUUCGCAGUAUAGCAUGCUGUCCUAUGGCCACGAUUCAAGAAUUGAUUCGGAACUGAGGUAUUUUGCUGGAGGGGAAUAUGCUGAUGUUGAGACAACAAAGGAGAUAGUGUUGAUGAACAAUGAACCAGUGGAAACUAAAGUUCCUGCUGAGAUAGAAAAUCGACAGAGUAGUGAAAAGGCUGUGAAAUGUAAGAAAAUCCCCUCGUUUACCAAUGCUAAAUCUUCACAUAUCCACUCUGGAAAACCCCAAAUUGUGAGUUCAAGGAGAAAGUCUUUACGUGAUGGGUCUCCUCCUGUUAAGAAUGUGAAAACAGGGAGUCCAUUAGGAGUGGUGAAGCAGGUGAAUAAUUCCAAGGUUUCUUCCGAGGGAGGAUAUCUUGGUCCUUAUUUACUUAAAAGGACGAGAGAUUUGCUUUCUUUGGGGAAAGAUUCUGAGAAAGUUCUUGCAUUGGCGCUACGAGCAAAGAAUGCAUUUGAGGCUUGUGCAGAUGGGAAGCCAAAUUUGGAGUUUGUUAUGUGCUUACAUGUUGUAGCAGCGCUGUACUGCAGUAUGGGGAAGCACAAUGAGGCAAUUCCGCUUCUUGAGCAUUCGGUUGAGAUCCCCAUAAUGGAUGAAGGCGAAAAUCAUGCACUUGCUAAGUUUUCUGGGUGUAUGCAGCUAGGGGAUACAUAUGCAAUGCUUGGCCAAAUUGAGAAUGCUAUAGUGUGGUACACAGCAGGUUUGGAGAUUCAAAUGCAAGUUCUAGGAGAAAACGACCCUCGAUUUGGAGAGACUUGCAGGUAUGUAUCUGAAGCUCAUGUUCAGAUUUUGCAAUUUGAUGAGGCUGAGAAGCUUUGUCAGAGAGCUCUUGACAUAUAUAAGGAUAAGGGGUCGCAGGCUUCUCUGCAACAAGCCGCUAAUAGUAGACUUAUGGGACUCAUCUGCGAGGCAAAAGGAGAUUAUGAAACUGCCCUUGAGCAUUAUGUCUUGGCAAGCAUGUACAUGGCUGAAAAGGGUCAAGAAGCAGAUGUAGCAUCUAUUAAUCGCAACAUUGGUGAUGCUUAUCUAAAUUUGGCAAGGUAUGAUGAUGCUAUUUUUUCUUAUCAGAAAGCGCUCACCAUGUUUAAGCCCGCUAAAGGAGAAAAUCAUCCAUUAGUUGCUUCAGUUUUUGUUCGCCUGGCUAAUUUGUACAACAAGAUCGGGAAAUGUAGUGAAGCAAAAUCUUACUGCAAAAAUGCACUUAGAAUUUACAUGAACCCUGUCCCCGGUAGUUCCCUGGAAGAGAUUUCUAGUGGCCUAAUCGAAGUUUCUGGCAUCUAUGAAUCUUUGAAUGAUUUAGAUCAGUCAGUAAGUUUACUGCAUAAGGCUUCCAAAUUAUAUGAUGGCAACGUGUGCCACCAAAGCACAUUGGCUGUAAUUGAAGCCCAGAUUGGAGUAUUGAAUUUUAUGAAACAGAAUCAUUCUGAAUCUUACAAAUGCUUAAAGAAUGCUAUUGCAAAGUUUAGGUCUGUUGGUGACAACAAAUCUGCAUUAUUUGCUACCACUCUAAACCAAUUGGGACUUGCAUGCCUACGUCUGGAUGUGCUCGAUGAAGCUGCAAAUAUGUUUGAAGAGGCAAGGAGCAUCUUGGAGGCUGAAUAUGGACCGUAUCACCCUGACUCACUUGGAGUCUAUAGGAAUCUUUCAGGCACUUAUGAUGCCAUGGGCAGGAGGAGUGAUGCAAUUGCAAUCUUGGAACUUAUAGUUGCGACAAGUGAAGAAAAGCUUGGGAUAGCAACUUCUGAUGUGGAAGUUGAUAAGAUGAUGUUAUCUGAAUUAGUAAAAGAAGCAGGCCCACUUAGGAACAGGAGAUACAGGUCGUCUGAAACCCUCCUCGACACCAAUGCCACUUUAGUACCAGAAGAAUAAAUAAAGGAAUUUGUGAUGAAACAACAAUUAUUUCUUAAAUUUAAGUAAGUUGAAAGUAAAUACUAGGUGGUUGAUUUAUUUGUUUAGUUUCUGUUGCAAAAUUUAUAAGCAACUUAAUUAUGUUCUGAUGGAAAAGGUAUUGUAUCUAGUUGUGUAAGUUGAUGAAAUUUAUUUGUGAAUAAGUUCUUUCCUUUUGCUAUUAUUUGGACAUAAUAAAAUGGUUAGUUUACUGAUUAAGAAGAAGAA
Messenger RNA from Daucus carota subsp. sativus, 2651 nucleotides. Its product is annotated as protein KINESIN LIGHT CHAIN-RELATED 2. Lineage: Eukaryota; Viridiplantae; Streptophyta; Magnoliopsida; Apiales; Apiaceae. The transcript is spliced from 4 exons. Gene Ontology annotation, molecular function: protein binding. Bases 291 to 2405 code for a protein of 704 amino acids. The record is from RefSeq and is a predicted model, not a curated record.